AUCAGUGUCAAAACCAAUAAAACCAAGAUAAAGUUUUUCCUUUUUUCCGAAGAAAAAGACAGUGAAAAAGGAACACACACCCCCACCUUCAACUUAAAUCUCUCUUCUUCCUCAUUUAUAUAAAAUAAUACUAGUACUACACAUAUGCAUGUAUAAUAUUUAGAGAGAGAGAGAGAGAGGGGGGCUGUCACGGGUUUGUCUUGAAAGGCCCUUAUUUCCACAGUUGUAGACAGACAGACACAUAUUCCUCUCUCACUACAUACCCGAGGUCUUCUUGGUAAAUAUAAAAUUUUCACCACUCUUGAAUUCCCCAAACUACAAAUCCAGUGAGUUUGGUUUGAAGAAAGAAACCCUAGCUGAUGGCGCUGAUGGUGGAGAAUUGCGAGAGCAUAAUCUUGUCGCUGGAGUCGCAGAAAUCAGUGCCUGCCCCAUUCCUGAGCAAGACGUAUCAGCUGGUCGACGAUCCGGCCACCGACCACGUCGUCUCGUGGGGCGAAGACGACACCACUUUUGUCGUGUGGCGGCCGCCGGAGUUCGCCCGCGACCUCCUCCCCAACUACUUCAAGCACAACAACUUCUCCAGCUUCGUCCGCCAGCUCAACACCUAUGGUUUCAGAAAGAUCGUCCCUGACAGAUGGGAGUUCGCCAACGACUUCUUCAAGAAGGGGGAGAAGCACCUGCUCUGCGAGAUCCACCGCCGCAAGACCGCCCAGCCCGCCGACCACCACCCGCCCUUCUUCCCUUACCCUUCCCGCCUCAGCAUCUCCCCGCCCGAUUCCGACGACCAACAUCUACACUACUCCUCUCCGCCGCCGCCCAUCCCAUCCCCACCCGACUCGCUCACCGCGCUGUCCGAGGACAACGAGAGGCUGCGCCGGAACAACCACAUGCUCAUGUCGGAAUUGGCCCACAUGAGGAAACUCUACAACGACAUUAUAUAUUUCGUGCAGAAUCACGUCAAGCCUGUCGCUCCCAGCAAUUCCUACAACUCCUCUCUCUUCCUCUGCAACUCGCCGCCGCCUCUGCACAAUCUCAUGACCUCCAACAAGAAUUCUUCGCACAACUUCGCCAAGGUUCUAGAAGAACCCGAACCCUACAGAACUAAGCUGUUUGGAGUGCCGCUGCAAUCCAAGAAACGGUUGCAUUCAGAGUUUAAUUCGUCAAACAAGUCGAGGUUGGUUCUCGAGAAGGAUGAUUUAGGGCUGAAUCUCAUGCCGCCGCCGCCAUGUUAGGAAAAUAGUUUUUUUAUUUUUUCUCUGUUACGUUUAAUGUGUUUAUCAUUUAGUGCUCGUGAAUCUUGUUGAAGCAGAAACCAAAACUUGAGGGAAAAACUAAACGUUUCUGUACAUAGAAUUGUAGCAGCCAUGGUGUUAUCUUAGCUUGAUGCAGGUGGGUUUUCUAGUUAGAGAGAGAAUGACGAUCAAAUUAAGGUUAAAAUCCGUUCAAGACUGUUUUUUAUGUUUUGGCUUAGUUCAACGGAUAUUUCUCUCUUGUAGUUUGGAUCUUAAUAAUCCAGCAUUUAAUUCCUCUC
Salvia miltiorrhiza (redroot sage) is the source of this 1531-nucleotide messenger RNA. RefSeq names its product heat stress transcription factor B-4. The record is from RefSeq and is a predicted model, not a curated record. Gene Ontology annotation, cellular component: nucleus. Gene Ontology annotation, molecular function: RNA polymerase II cis-regulatory region sequence-specific DNA binding; DNA-binding transcription factor activity. The transcript is spliced from 2 exons. Gene Ontology annotation, biological process: regulation of transcription by RNA polymerase II. NCBI's taxonomy places the organism in Eukaryota, Viridiplantae, Streptophyta, Magnoliopsida, Lamiales, Lamiaceae. Bases 360 to 1232 code for a protein of 290 amino acids.